GACCUCAGGCGGGUGUGGUUGGCCUGGAUGGCCUCAGGUCUUUUCCAACCUGGUGAUUCGGUGACUCUGUUCCUUCCCAAGGACUCCUUUUGGAGUUGUUCCUUCCCAGCAGUGCCGCCCCGCGCUCGGUGGGAGCUGCCCCAGCCCUGCCUGCCCUUGGCUCUGCGCUGGGGAGAGACACCUGCUCAGCACAGACCGCGCUGAGCACAGGGCGGUAUCAUCGCCAGAGAAGGAGUCCUGUCUGGGGAACACUGAAAGAAACUGCUGUCAGAAGGACAUUCUGUCUAACUUUCAAAAAAUACAAUUAUUUAGAUGAAACUUCACUUUAGCUUAAAUCCAGUUAUUGCGCUUUUUGUAAUAGCAACUACUUUUUCUAUCAGCAGGGCUGCAGUGCUGGUGCGUGAGGGGAGCCGGGCAGGUGGGUGAGCCCCGACAGUCGCAUGCACUUGCAACAGGCAUGUCGGAGGAUUACAGAUGGGAAAUGGAAGGCCAGGAGAAGCCUUUUUUUUCCUUUUACAUAUUACACAAUAAGGAAACGUGACCUGAGUGAAGUUGCCUGUGCCGUGUAAAUGCUCUCAAGGUUUGCGAGGCAGAAGCGAGGUCGUCCGAAAUGAAAAGAUCCCAAAUAGGUUUGUGGCUUGGUAGAAAUAAGAAAAGAAAAGGAACAGGAAGAGAAGUGGAAGGCAAAGGAACACAAUCUGUACCUUCAGCAUCUUCCUCUAUUACUUCCUUUUUUAACAAUGCUCCGCCUGCCAAAAUUAACUGUCCCAUGUGUGGACAGAUGGUGCCAAGAUGUAAAAUAAAUGAACACAUAGAUGAAAUGUGUCAGAGAAACCGUGGUGAGAUUGGUGUCGUCGGUUCAACACUCAGCUCUUUUAGGAAUGACAGUCCCCCUGCUGCAAGCUUGAACGAUACUUCUAGCUCACGUUUUUCAAAAGAGCUUUUAAAUAUAGAAGCAAGUCCUUCCAAAAGCAGUUUAUUGACAACAGAAGGGAGUGGAGGACAACAGAUUAGUCCUUAUUUUAGCAAUAAUAGUUCAGUCUGUAGUGCUAACAAUGAACAACAGGCUCAAACAGUCAAAAUAGUUUCUUUGGGAAGCUUGUCAUCUAAACUGUCCAGAAGACGCCAUAGCCAGGGAGGAAAACAGAUUGUGUAUAAAGAGAUCAACUCUUCACCUCCAGCUGUUCACAACAUGUGCAAAAGUACUGCAGCACAGGAGGAGGAUGACGAGAUUUAUGCUGGGCAUAGUUCUCAGAAAGAAAAUCAUCGUAAGGAACAAAAUUCUUCAGUGGAGGAAUCUGAAUUUCAAGCAGAAGUAGACAAAUGUAGUGGAGAACAGCUUGCGGAUACUGUUCAGGUAUCUUUGCCAGCUGAUAACGUUAAUGGCAAAAGGUUACCAUGUGGUACAAGCAGCAAAACAGAAAGCUCUGAAGGUGGAAUUCUUAAUCCUGAUAAAUUUGAAACACACGGAGCCAUUAAUUCAUCAGCAGAGCUGACCAGUGGUUUGGAAGUGAAGACUCAGCCUUGCACUCAGGUUAUUCCUUCUUCCAGGACAGAAGCAAGCUGUGGUAUGCAAAAUUGCUCUAGCAAGGGUGGUGUAGACAUGCUUCCUGUGGAAGUUCUUGAAGACUUUGAAGAUGAAAUGGAUCGUGUUUUGUUAGAAACUGUUGAAAAGGUAGAAAUUAAAUAUUCCAUCGGGGACAUUUUAGACAAAAUAAAUGAGGUUAGCUCUGCACCCAGCUCUCCUGGGCACCCAUAUUACCUCCAGAAUUUUUUGGUGGUGCUGCAAGCGGUCUUGGAGAAUGAAGACGAUGUCAGACUCUUUGAUGAGCAAGAUAUGAAUGUUAUAGCCAAGUUCUGCGAAUUAUCAGUUGGUGGCCAGAAGUUAUAUGUGAGACUUUUUCAACGCAAGCUGAACUGGUUAAAGGUGAACAAAAUAGAGUAUGGAGAGAUAAGUACGGAUUUGUCACCGGUGAUUGAAGAACUGGCUGAAGCCAGAUUUCUGCAAACAGAAUCAGAACUGGAAGACCUGUGUGAAGGGUUGGAUUUGCUUUCAGCCCCUGAGCUAAAGACAUUAGCCAAGAUCUUUCACUUGCCAAACCCAAAUGGCCAGAAACAGCAACUUGUGGAUGACUUCUUGAGGUUGGCAAAACAGCGUUCAGUCUUCAGCCACAGUCAGACUGGUAUUGGGACUGUGAUUUUAAAAAGGGUGAAGGACCUGGCUGGAAAAUCUGUCAGGGUCUGUAAAGGCCCUCGGGCUGUCUUUUCUCGAAUUCUGCUGCUAUUUUCACUGUCUGAGUCAUUGGAGGAUGAAGAAGCUGGCAGUGCUGGUCAAGGCCAGCUCUCCACACUCCUUAUGGUAAACAUGAGGCGUAUGGUAUUCCCCAGUUACACUGUAAACAGGAAAACACAGGUCUUCCAGGACAGAGAAGAUCUUAUCAGAUAUGCAACUGCUGCUCAUCUGUCGAAUGAUAUAGCCACUGCAAUGGUGAAUGGGAACUGGGAGGAAGCUCAUCAUCUGUAUUUGUGUGCUAAAGAAACCUGGAGUGAACUAAAAAAUCACCCCUCUUUGAGCUAUCACAGAGUUUUACCUGAGUAUCUGCGACAUUUCACCGUCGGCUGGGUGUAUACAAGAAUCCUUUCUCAAGGUGUUGAGAUUUUGCAGAGACUUCACAUGUAUGAGGAAGCGGUGCAGGAGCUGCAGACUCUUUUGUCUCAGAGCGUGUACUGUACCGACAGCAGAGGACGAUGGUGGGAUCGCCUAGCACUCAAUUUACACCAGCACUUGAAAAACACUAAAAAGGCCAUCGACUGCAUUAGACGGGGGCUGGCAGACCCGUUUGUACGUACCGGGCAUCGGCUCUCUCUCUACCAGCGGGCCCUACGCAUCAGGGACUCGCCAAGCUGCAAGCAGUUCAGAUGCCUGUUUCAUGAUCUGCCAGUCAUAGCCGUGGAGGAUGUGACGCACGUUACGAUCAAAGGAAAGAUGUGUCCUCAGAUGGGAAUGGGAAAGUCUGUGUUUUUAAUGGAGGAUAUCGGUGAUGAAGAAGGAGGCGAGGAUGUCAGUGUCUCCACAGUCAUGUGCUCAGUUGAAGAGCUGGCGUUAACUCAUUACAGGCAGAAUGGCUUUGAUCAGGGUAACAGGAACUUCUUUUUGUACAGUAAAAUAAGUGUGGGAGUAAACAACCAAUUUACUAUGCAGUUAUGUUAAUAGACCAUUGUCAGCUGAUUUCCUUAGACCAGUUUCUUAUCAAUGAACAGCUACUCUAUUUGUUAGGGGUAAAAUGCUAGCAGUGUCAUUUAAGGGAGUGGUAUUAAGGAAAGGAAAACUUCCACUGAUUUUUGGUACUAGAUGAACAU
Cuculus canorus (common cuckoo) is the source of this 3360-nucleotide messenger RNA. RefSeq names its product FANCD2 and FANCI associated nuclease 1. Bases 611 to 3211 code for a protein of 866 amino acids. Gene Ontology annotation, molecular function: flap-structured DNA binding; 5'-3' exonuclease activity; 5'-flap endonuclease activity. The transcript is spliced from 10 exons. Lineage: Eukaryota; Metazoa; Chordata; Aves; Cuculiformes; Cuculidae. The record is from RefSeq and is a predicted model, not a curated record. Gene Ontology annotation, biological process: interstrand cross-link repair. Gene Ontology annotation, cellular component: nucleus.